Messenger RNA from Exaiptasia diaphana, 1281 nucleotides. Its product is annotated as transmembrane protein 177-like. Gene Ontology annotation, molecular function: metalloendopeptidase activity. Lineage: Eukaryota; Metazoa; Cnidaria; Anthozoa; Actiniaria; Aiptasiidae. The record is from RefSeq and is a predicted model, not a curated record. The transcript has a single exon. The coding region runs from base 29 to 925 and encodes 298 amino acids. Gene Ontology annotation, biological process: proteolysis.
CUUGGUCCAUUGCACGUGUGUCAACGUGAUGGCUUUGGAUCUUGCWGGYCGAAUAGGAGUACGAUUCCUACGAUUAUCAGUUGGAAUUGGMAUUGGUGGAUUGUUCAUCUAYAAGACCAUUCCGCACGCCUUUCCUGUAACUAUUUGUCAAAAUGUACUGGGAAAUUCUGAAGAAGAUGUUCCARAAAAAUGUCGUUCAGAAUUUGUAAAAAGAGCUCACGAAAUGGGUCUUGAAAACAGCGAGAAAGUUUCUAUGUUUGUUAAUAAAGGAUUUAGUGGAUUCAGUGCUGGCUCAACAUCGUUUCCUAACGGUGCUGUAGUGGGAAUACCGGGCUGGUAUUUGUUYGACAAUGMUGARGAUGUGAUGAAAUCGCCCAUCAAUUUCAAAGGGAGGUCAAUCAAAUGGCACUCGGAGAUGGGAACACAGAUGAAAGAAGCACUCACUCCUACUCAAGAUAAUAUUGCAUUUACUAUUGGUCAUGAGAUUGCUCACCUUCAACUUCCAGAGUAUAAAUUGCUGUAUGCAGUUCUGCCCUCUACUUGGCUUUAUGUGACUUACAAAGCUGUGACUUUAACUUCUAAAUUCUCUAAAAUCCCACUUCUUUUAGAUGUAAUCCUCAAACUUUGUCUACUGAGAAUCAGCUACUUGGGGUAUAAGUAUGUCAACACAGAGGUUCACCAUAAAGAGGAGUUUGCGGCUGAUGAGGCAUCAGCUAAAGUYGAUUUACAAGCAGCAAGGGGRGGAGUUGACGUSAUGAAGAAGAGGUUGCAAUUGAAUAAAGUUUUGCGGGCUUUGCAUGGUUCGAAUGGCUUGGCACACUACGAUGAGYAUGGRAAUGAACGCAAGACAUUUCAUCCAAAACUUAGUGAACGGAUGGAGAGACUGCAAACUAUUCUAGAUGAACAUACAAGAAAAUCUAUUUAAAGCUUAAAGUGAACAGCUUUUCAACAAACUCCCAUUCAUAUAUUAUGUCAUGAUUGCUACACAGUUAUGAUAGUCAACAUUUGAUAUUUUGAUUGAGUAACUAUGUACAGUGGACUUGCAGAAGAGGCUCUGGGGAAAGAAAGGAGAAUAUGAAUGUAUUCUUAUUUUUUCCUGGGAGCCUUGUCUUGAAUCCUGUUGUGCAUUGGUCACUAAACCAAAAUAUCUAAAUUCUUCUGGCUAUUGUCAUGGGUCCAGCUAUUGUCAAAAGAUUUGGCUCSCUAACGCUUGGCAUCACUACAGUGUAAGCAGAAGUAAUGAAGUUGACUUUGCUCUGACUUAAAUAUAGCAGUUAACAA